AGGAAGGGCGAUCUAGGCCCUGAGAACCACCGGCGGUCGGCGGAUGCACCGUGUAUUUCCGGGCAUAUCGAAGAUCUAGGUCGAGGGGGUGCCCACAAGGUGGACGAUCUGCAACGAAGGGCGAAUCGCGGUGAAAUGAGUACUUCUCACGGCUGGAGAACGACCUAAUCCCGGGACGAAGAUCGUCGAUCUGAGAUCUAAGAUCGGCGUGAACUCGUUUCGCCUCUUACGAACUCGUCGCCGAGGAACACAUAUAAUCACGAAAUUUUUUUUUUUUUUUUUUGCAUAUGUAGUGUAUGAAAUAGUAAGCUCUCGUGUAAGUUAAGAAGGCGUUCUCUCAUUUUAUCGAGAGGGAAAUCUUUUGGCGCUAGAAGAUUGAUUCUCGCCGACGGAGUUUCUUUAAGAGCGUUCGAAGACACCUUUCGUAGGUCUGAGAUUAACGUAGAUAUUCGUCUUACCCGGGAAUCUCGUUGCAAGCGAGCCCUUUAUUAGUGUUGUAGUAACAUAGGCUACAAUAGGUAAUACCUCGAUUCGCCAAUCGACGAAUCUAACUAUAAUCACGUAUACUCCGAGAACAAGAGCUAUUGAAUGGAGCUGGAACUCAUGAUGGACGGCGGUGCGGAAACCCUGAACGGAGCGAUGUGGUUCGCCAACACGUCGUCUCCGUCGUACGAUCAAUUGUCGCCGGUUCGUUCAAAUAGGUGCGACGUCGUAGCCGUCCCUCAACAGACCAUAAUGGGAUAUCAUAGUCCGCAAAAUUCUCUAUGGCAAGACAAGCAUAACUCACCGAAAAAUUCGCCGAUUGGUAGUGAUCAGAUGCAUUUGAAUGAUGGCUCCCCGCAACCACUCUCGUCUUCCGAAUCAUCUCCGAAUUGUGAACAGAACAAUCUGAAACGCUGCUCUACGGAACCGUUGCAACGUAUCGUAGAACUCGAGAAGAAACAUAUCAGAAGAGAUGGAUCCAUCGGGAGCAAUGGCUCUGGUCAAGGUUGGUCCACGCAAGUGGAGGAACUCGCGGAGCACCUCGCCGCUGAUUUCGAUGGAUCGUUAUCUGCUCUCGCGGCUUCUGAUCUCGCAACAGCCGUCGCCUCUUACACUAAUAUGAGCGAAGCCCUCCUCACUCUACCAUCGCUAACGGUCUUUAAACAGGAGGCACCAUCGCCUGAGAAUCAGCACAACAAUCCCAAUUUAAAUCACGUGUCGCAAAGGACGAUCACUACAACAGCAUCCAACAAUGGAAACAUCGGCUCCGUCGAGGCUGACAGCAACAACAAUGGCCAAGCCGCCGCCAGUCUUCAUCAACUCUUGUACUCCUCGAACGAGGAGUAUCCGCCAACUUCGACCGCCAAUCAAGUUUCUUCUUCUCAGCAAGGAAACGAUUUGAACGAGGAUUGCCGCUUCCAGUACGUCUUAGCAGCCGCUACCAGCAUCGCCACUAAGGUUAACGAAGAAACUCUGACGUAUCUGAACCAGGGACAAUCGUAUGAGAUCAAACUGAAAAAAUUGGGCGAUUUGUCUGCUUAUCGCGGGAAGAUUCUGAAGGGACAUCCGACCUUUUUGUUCCAGUCGACGAUACGCAUCUGCUUCCACGAGCGCCGACUGCAAUAUACGGAACGAGAACAAAUGUUGGCCUGGCAACGUGCUAGGCCGGGGGAGAGAUUGCUGGAGGUUGACGUUCCUCUUAGCUACGGGAUGGUGGAUGUCUGUCAACCGUCGCCGUCCAACAAUAGCGUAGAGUUUAUGUGGGAUCCCACGAAAGAAGUCGGCGUUUAUAUUAAAGUUAAUUGUAUAAGCACCGAGUUUACACCGAAGAAGCACGGUGGCGAGAAAGGCGUUCCCUUUCGGAUUCAAGUGGAGACCAAACUGCCAGGGGGACCGCGUCUACACGCCGCCUCGUGCCAGGUGAAGGUCUUCAAAUUGAAGGGAGCGGAUCGCAAACACAAGCAGGAUCGGGACAAGAUAUUGAGACGUCCUCUUCACGAGCAGGAUAAAUAUCAGCCCAGCUACGACUGUACCGUCCUCUCCGAUAUUCCUCUGGAGUCUUUAUCGCCCUCAAACUUGCCGACGCAAAACGGUGGAAGUCCGUACGCCUCAACAGAUGCAAUAUCGCCGCGGACACGCUCGACCAUCGCCGGCAAUUCUUCCCCGGUAGUGGCACCGCUGGCACUUUCGGUUUCUAAUUCCGGUAUCGUACCGUUGGUCCCCGCUUCGGACGCCGUGAAGGAAAACGUGGGAACGGCGCCGGCCUUGCCGUCGCCUGCGGCAAUAUUGCCGGACCAGCCUUGCAUUGAAGCCGAUGUUAGUUUGGCUACGCACGCACACAAAGCUCCGCAACAAUUAAUCGAGUCUAUGAGAACAGGCACCCCGUGUCUUACCGAGUUAUCACCGGAUGCGAAUGCCACGCAGACAACCGCGUGGCUUCGCGCGAGUCGAUUCAACGCGUUCGAAUCGACGUUCGCGAGCUUCUCCGCGUCGGACAUCCUACGUCUGUCUCGGGAGGAUCUCAUCCAGAUCUGCGGAGUGGCGGAUGGCAUUCGGCUGUUUAACACGCUUCACUCCAAGGCACCGACUCCGAAGCUCACCCUCUAUUUUUCGUUGGAAGGCAACGGCUCGCUCUGGAGAGUCACUUACCUCGACAAUCUCACGAGUAUCGCGCUGACGAACAAGUUGCUCAACACUCUAAACUUAUCGCACGAUCGACUGCACUCGAUAUUGUUCCUAGGGCCACAGGGUAUACACGUGUUGGUCACCGACGAGUUGGUAGCAAACAUGAAAGACGAGAGUAUGUAUCUCGUCGAGAUGAUCAAAGAUCCGGCCAGCGAGCGUUAUAAAUUGCUGAUAAAGUCGAAAACUAUUUGAACAAUUUUUGAGAUUUUAUUUUAUAAAAAUAUAAAUAACAUAAGGCGCGAAAGCUAACUUUUAUAAAAUAGGUAUAUUAUUUGUCAAGUAUACGUAAAUGAGACAAUUAUGAUGUCUUGUGAAAAGAUAAAAAAAUAUAUAAUAGGUUUGGAAAUUUUGCAACAUUGCGGCAAAAAGACAAUCAAAAUUUUGAUAUAAUAUAAAAUAAAUUCUGUAAUAUAUAUUAUAUUUACAAUAUACAUAAUCGCGGAUAUAGAAAAAUAUAAACUAAAAUGAUACAACAAAAAAAAUACUAACUUAUGUAUUUGGAAAAUUGUGUUUUGAAAUUAUUCGUAUUUGAAACGUGUACAAAUUUUUAUCGAUGAUUUAUGGUACUAUAGCUGAUGCUUUAUCUUGAUAAUAUUAUUUGCCUCGAUAUCCAUCUGGAUAUCAAGCCAUAUUUGUAACAUAAUCGAAACAUACUAAUUUAUAUACUGGUUUAAUCCAAUACUCUCUUUUAAAUAUAAAUGCAUUAGUAAAAAAAAAAUGAUUAUUGUCAUUGUAUUAUAUUGCCAUUAUAUACUUAUAGAGCAAUACGAGUAAUCGAUCUUUGAUCGGUCUAAAAGUACAUGAAUCGAAUUCGUAUUGAAUUCAAAUAUAUUCGAUAAUUUUGGGCCACUUUUAACUCCGUUUUUUACCAAUUGAAAAUAAAAUCAUUAGAUAUCAUAUUUUGUACUUUCUUUAGAAAGUUAUGGAUUUUUUAAGGAAAUUAUGUAUUAUUUCAUCUAUUAUAUAAUUACGUAUCAUAGACGAGAUAGCGAGAAAUAGAUAUAAGAUAUACGAAAAUUUUGUGCAAUUGUAUGUUAUACUGGAUAUUCUAAGAUUAUGAUCAUUGCGAGUACAAAUUUUAUCUUUCGGACAAAUGCAAAAGUGCCGAGCAUCUACAAGAUUUCGAUUUUUAGGCCGCAUGGGAUUGAUAAGUUUGAAAAAAGUAUUUAAUGCGCAUAUAUAUAUAUGUAUAUAUAUCUACUAGAAUUGAGUAAAGAAUGAAAGGACGAAGAGAGAUUAAAAGUAAGAUUGUGGAGAUCGCUACUCUUAGUACAAUUUAUGAAAACAUUCAGUUUUCGAUAUAUGUGCCACGCUAAAAGUAAGGGUAAAAUCUUUUAAUAUUAUAUGUAUAUAAUUGUUACUACGUUAUAUAUUCGUUGAUUUAAUAAUUUGUUUUUAUAAUUUUCUUGUUUCCAUACACAUGUUUCUUUUAACACAUUUUAACAUUGUUAUUAAAAUAAAGGAAAAUGGCGUUAUUAUUAUAAAAAAUUAAUAAUAAUCAUUAAGAUAUGUUUUAUAUUAUAUAAAACGUGCAACUUAAGAAGUGCAAUUUACUAGUGCCUUAAAUAAUAAUGUGCCAAUAGACACACGUAUAAGUGUGUUUACAAUAACAGGCACAUAUAGUAUAUAUUUUAUAUAAAAGAAAAAUAUUUUUGCAUGUUUUCUUAUAACGCGAAUAUUACGGUAAGGGGAGAGAUGGUUUUUUUAUAUUAAUAUUUAUGAGAUUAUGCGAUAAUUUUAAAAGUUUUAUAAAAUAUGAGAUGUUUAUA
Formica exsecta is the source of this 4436-nucleotide messenger RNA. It is a transcript of the gene gem, whose product is annotated as transcription factor CP2-like protein 1. Gene Ontology annotation, molecular function: RNA polymerase II cis-regulatory region sequence-specific DNA binding; DNA-binding transcription activator activity, RNA polymerase II-specific. Bases 589 to 2859 code for a protein of 756 amino acids. NCBI's taxonomy places the organism in Eukaryota, Metazoa, Arthropoda, Insecta, Hymenoptera, Formicidae. Gene Ontology annotation, cellular component: nucleus. Gene Ontology annotation, biological process: regulation of transcription by RNA polymerase II. The transcript has 12 exons. The record is from RefSeq and is a predicted model, not a curated record.